Messenger RNA from Gastrolobium bilobum, 803 nucleotides. RefSeq names its product NEP1-interacting protein 1-like. The coding region runs from base 14 to 709 and encodes 231 amino acids. Lineage: Eukaryota; Viridiplantae; Streptophyta; Magnoliopsida; Fabales; Fabaceae. The record is from RefSeq and is a predicted model, not a curated record. The transcript is spliced from 5 exons.
CUGAGAUACCCGGAUGGAGUUUGUGGCAAAUCAAUGCCCUUUUUUGGGUUCCUUGUGGAAUUUCAUUGAGAGGGUCAAACGGGUUGUUAGCCUCGCCGUCGCUGCCAUCGUUGGGAACAUCUUCUCUGCGAUCUUGACCUUCUGCUUUGCAUCAGUGGGAACUUUGUUGGGGGCUAUGACUGGAGCCUUGAUAGGGCAAGAGACAGAGAGUGGCUUCAUUCGAGGGGCUGCUGUUGGUGCCAUGUCAGGAGCUGUUUUCUCCAUUGAAGUGUUUGAAUCUUCUCUUAUUCUUUGGCAAUCUGAUGCAUCUGGAACUGAGUGUCUCUUAUACUUGAUUGAUGUUAUUGCUAGUUUACUCAGUGGGAGACUUGUGCGUGAAAGGAUAGGUCCAGCCAUGUUGAGUGCUGUCCAAAGUCAGAUGGUUGCUGUUGAAAUGAGAUUUGAUGAGGUUCAAAACAUCUUUGACACUGGCGGUGCAAAAGGUUUAUCAGGAGAUUCGGUUGAAAAGAUCCCAAUGAUCACAAUUACAAGUGACAACAAUGUUGAUGCUUUUGGUGAAAGAGUUUCAUGUUCAGUUUGCCUCCAGGAUUUUCAGCAUGGAGAGACAGGUAGAAGCUUGCCUCAUUGUCAUCACAUGUUUCACCUACCUUGCAUUGAUAAGUGGCUCAUAAGGCAUGGUUCUUGUCCAUUAUGCAGAAGGGAUCUGUAAUUUUGUAUAUGCAAAGCAGAAACUGUCAAAAUAGGUUCUUUCAUUGUUUAUAAGCGCAUUACUUUUAGGAUCAUAUACUAGGAACUAUCCCAUG